AUGACGGUCAAAACAUUCAACCUUAAGCAUCCCAAGCUCGGGAACAUACUCGGCUGUGAUGGCGACGUGGUUUGUUUUCGAGGCAUUCCGUACGCCACCUUGAAGGACAGGCUGUCGGAGGCCCAAUUGAUCGAACAGUAUUCCGGACCUGGGCUAAAGAAAGAGCAAAAUUACAGCCCCGUGUCUCCAUCCCCUCCGGGUGCUUUUCAGCUGGAGAUGGUCUUAAUGCAGCAGUCCUGUCCUGAGCCACAGACAACCUCUUCCGAUAUGCACGCUUUGAACCUCAAUAUUUGGGUCCCAAAGAUCGAUGGGCAGCUUCCUGCAGAGAAUACUUUACCCAUCCUUGUCUGGGUUCACGGAGGCGGCUUCGUCAGCGGAGCUAAUUCCUGGCCUCAGUACGACAUGACGCGCCUCGUCAAAUUGUCAGUUGAGAAGAAAAUGCCCAUUAUAGGCGUAAGCAUCAAUUUUCGACUAGGGUUUCUGGGAAACUUGACAUCUGCUGCGCUGCGAUCUGCUGGAUACAAGCCCAAUAAUCAACUGAGGGAUCAACGGGUUGCCUUUGCUUGGGUACAGAAGCAUAUUGCGGGAUUCGGUGGGAUCCCAAGUGAAAUCACAGUGGCGGGCGAAAGCAGUGGUGCAGUGGCUACGGGCUUGCAUCUCCAAUCUCAAAAGCCUCUAUUCGCACGGGCUAUCAUGACCGGCGGAUCGCCUUUGCUGAUUCCACCUUCCAAUGCAGAACAUCAAGAGCGUGUGUACGAACAGGUGGUAGAAGCACUGGGCCUUCAAUCCGCCCCUCCCUCUGAGCAAAUCCAGACUUUGCUUACACUCCCAAUGGCCACGCUCGCUACGAAGCUCACGAAACCUCUGCCCUACAAGCCGAUGGUCGACCGCGAGCUGAUUCCGUUCCCGAUGACUUAUGCUAUGGUGGCUGAUAGGAAGUCGACCAAGAUCAGUGGCAAAGACUGGCUAAGGGGGUUGAUGGUGGGGGACUGCCAGUUUGAUGCCUCAAGCCUGGCCAUCUUUAUGGCACACAUCAAGGCUGGAAUCUCGACAACGUUCCCUGACCACCUCCGGAAGGCUUUUCCAACCAACGCCGCCGUUGAAGAGCUUCUAGAAAUAUACGGCUUUGGGUCGAAUACUAUUGACGACGAAUUGGGAUUCAGGAAGUUUCUGAAUUUUUUCAACGAUCUCGGCUACUAUGCUGCCACUGUUUCAUUCGCAAGAGGUUGGAGUCCGGAAUGCCAUGCUUUCUUCGUCAACGAGCGAAAUCCGUGGAAGGGGAUGUUUCAAGGCGAGGCCACCCACAUUAUGGACGCAAUUCUCUUGUUCCAAAACUUCAAUGAUGAUUUGCCUCCCGCGAUGAAGGAAGCAGCCACACAGUUGGCCGUGGAUGCCUUCACCUUCAUCGGCGGACGCCCUCCUUGGCCGAGUUGCAACGAUGAUACACAGUGCGCCAAGGUAUAUGGUCCAUCAUCGUGGGACACUCAUAUAAUACAGCCGUCAUCCAUGAUAGUCGAUGACGUGGUAUCGGAUAACACGGGCCGAAGACGUGAAAUGAUUGAUAUAGGGUCACUUAUUGGACUUGAUGAGCUUGGGUUAGCACUGGCUGCGUUUGUGGCUUCCUGA
Messenger RNA from Ilyonectria robusta, 1626 nucleotides. Its product is annotated as esterase/lipase. The record is from RefSeq and is a predicted model, not a curated record. Lineage: Eukaryota; Fungi; Ascomycota; Sordariomycetes; Hypocreales; Nectriaceae. The transcript is spliced from 5 exons. Bases 1 to 1626 code for a protein of 541 amino acids.